This is a messenger RNA of Colletotrichum godetiae, 813 nucleotides long. RefSeq lists its product as uncharacterized. The transcript has a single exon. Bases 142 to 594 code for a protein of 150 amino acids. NCBI's taxonomy places the organism in Eukaryota, Fungi, Ascomycota, Sordariomycetes, Glomerellales, Glomerellaceae. The record is from RefSeq and is a predicted model, not a curated record.
CAUAGCCUGAUAUAUAGAUAUGAACAUUGUCAGGAUACAACAGAUGAAGAUUGUGAUCAGUCUAUUAACUCAUUCCUGGCCAGUCUUGCAAUCAAGUUAUCUCACAAAUCGUACCUGAACCGAGAAACAACAGCUGCCAAAAUGCCUAUAUCUCAAGAAACAGCAGAGAUUAUCCGUCGCAAAAAGGCACAAUACUGCCGUUUCGCCGACACCUGCCAGUGGCACCACUUCGAAAACAUCAUGCUGCCUUCUCUCACGUUUGAAGCCCUCGAUCUGGACGGCAGCAUUCUGACUCUGAACGGAGUCAAGUAUCGCUGGGAGUCGCGUGAGGCAUGGGUCGCCCACUUCAGCGAGGCCUUCAAGGUCAUGCAGACGAUUCACCUGACGGACGCCGGCGACCUGGAGCAGGUUUCCGAGGACGAGGUGAAGGCUGUGUUUGGGGUUAUCUACCAUGGAGGGACGAGGGGGUCGGAGUCCGGGCUGCACUCUACUGGUGCUGGGCAUUACCAUGAGAUAUGGAGAAAGAUUGAUGGGGACUGGUUUAUGGAGAGUUGUUCUAUGAAGAGGUUGUAUUCCAAGGUGAUGCAGAUCUGAGUUAUCAGAGUUGAUGGAGCGCUAGAGUCUGGAACCUGUGUUUGUAGCCUCAAGGUCCUCAUUGUUUAUUUAGCAAAGCUGAGAUCGCGUAUCGAAGUUGGAGAAGAGGAUGAGGUGUUUAUUUGUUGGACACAAUCAUCAUUGAUCCGUAGUUCGUCAUGGUUUGAAAUAAUUUUGACAAAGUUCCUGUCAUGUCAUACCAAAUGAGAUGAAUAUUCC